AUGAAAUUCUCGAUUGUGUUGCUUACAUGUACAACGUUACUUAUGGCGAACUCUUGGAAAGCAUUCCGAUCAAAGACCACAGCGGAAGAUUCAUAUAUUCAAGAAUACUGCAAUUACGAAUGCCGAGAUCCGCAGCCUAAGGGAACAAUUAGUGAAUACUGCGUUCGUGAAUGCAAGAGACUCUGUAAAGAUAAUCCACGACCGUGCAGGCAUCCAAGCCGAGGAGUUCCUGUUAUAUGA
This is a messenger RNA of Dracunculus medinensis (Guinea worm), 240 nucleotides long. The record is from the annotation of a GenBank genome assembly. Lineage: Eukaryota; Metazoa; Nematoda; Chromadorea; Rhabditida; Dracunculidae.